AUGAAAUCAGAUUGCCAUACUGCACAAGAUAAAUAUGAUGAGCGAGAGCGCAAUGGGGAGCUAGGAGCUAUGGAAGCGCGGCCGCGCUGUGACGGGAAGGGCAAGUUUUACAAGUUCGAGUGUGUUCCAGCACAAACUUGCUUCUGUCAGUCAGAUGAUGGUAGAAGACUGUUUGGUGAAGUGCUGAAUCUUGGAGUAAUUACUGAGAAGAGUAUGCACUGCGAUGACAAGGACUUAGACUUGUUUGCUGAGUUCGACCAGGAACACCCGUCGACCUUCCAAUCACCAUGUCUGUUAAAUCAAGAGCGGAUAGCGGCGGAAAUCCUCGAUGCAGAAGAAGAUGAAUUCGACCUUGACUAUUUCGGAGGCUUCCCUGAAUGUCUUCCAGACUGGACUUAUGGAAGAAUCGCAGUGAAUAGUGCUGGACAGCCCAAAAGGAGACGGCGGGACGAAUUAGACAUCUAUGACAAGGAUUGGCCGCAAAAAACUAUAAAUAGAGAGGAGUGGAAGCGCAAGAAAACAACGAUAGACAUCCUCGAUCGACUCGAAACUGAUAUAAAAAGGAUUGAAAGAGAUGGCCAAUAUAAGGAGCAGACCCACAAAAGAGUUAUUGGGUACAUUAUGGCGUAUUCCGUCGGUUUAUAUGUCCUGUUCGCUAUUUUAUACUAUUACAUGUACGUUGGGAAGAGCCAGCAUUGGAUGUAUUCGCUGCUCUACGCGUCACCGCUUCUCGUUUUGCCUGUAUUAGUAAUAUUCCUUAGAUCAGCAAUAUCGUGGUACUACAAUUGGUCGCUAAACAAGAACAGGAUCAAACUAUCGAAGAUGAGAGAAGAGAAAAAGAAGAUCUUGGAAGAAGUUGCGAAAGAGAUCUUAGACAAAUACGGUAGUCCAGAGGAGCAAUCGAAAGCGCUGAAACCUUUCGUACCGUCUACAAAUGUGCCCGGUAAUACCCCUAGCACGCCGGUCCCAGCUACUCCAGGUCAACUGCGACAACGUCAGAUGGCGAUGCAGACGUCAACUCCUAUCAACAACAACAGGAUGCUGACUAACAAGAUAAAUAUUUGGCCCAGCACCAUUGGACAUUACUCAGUCAGUAGCUGUUCAAAUUCCAAGAAUAAAUUAAUUGAAAUCUUAUUUCAGAUUGUCAGUCUGCAUAAUACAAUGCAAUCGGAUCAGCUUCCACGUCCCCUGCCAGAAAGGAACCGCUCUGCUCUAGACAAAGUGGUGGACUUCUUGCUAAAGGACGGACCGAAUCAUCGCAUGGCUCUCAUCUGCUCCGAGUGCUCGUCUCAUAAUGUUAUCUAUGAAGAACACGCUUGA
This is a messenger RNA of Spodoptera littoralis (African cotton leafworm), 1320 nucleotides long. NCBI's taxonomy places the organism in Eukaryota, Metazoa, Arthropoda, Insecta, Lepidoptera, Noctuidae. The record is from the annotation of a GenBank genome assembly.